Messenger RNA from Aspergillus heteromorphus CBS 117.55, 2445 nucleotides. Its product is annotated as C2H2 type zinc finger domain protein. NCBI's taxonomy places the organism in Eukaryota, Fungi, Ascomycota, Eurotiomycetes, Eurotiales, Aspergillaceae. Gene Ontology annotation, molecular function: zinc ion binding; RNA polymerase II cis-regulatory region sequence-specific DNA binding; DNA-binding transcription factor activity, RNA polymerase II-specific. The record is from RefSeq and is a predicted model, not a curated record. Gene Ontology annotation, biological process: DNA-templated transcription; regulation of transcription by RNA polymerase II. Gene Ontology annotation, cellular component: chromatin. Bases 1 to 2445 code for a protein of 814 amino acids. The transcript is spliced from 5 exons.
AUGCUUUGCUCCGCCCAGAAAAAGCCCAGGCUGAACCAUCAUGCGUCCCCAGACACGAAGGAAAAACCGUAUAUCUGUUUCUGCGGGGCCGCAUUCACCCGCCGGGAUCUCUUGAAGAGACACACAACCAUUGCGCACCAGAGCAGUGGAUUGGCUUCCCCGAAUUCCCAGCCCGAUAAUGAAGCUCUAGAUCCAGUCCAUAGACCCCGAGCCUCGGAACCUGCUGCAGUCCAACCGCAUUACAACCUCCCUCCGGCGUCGCGACCAGAUGCGUCAUUGUCUGUGCCGCCAGCUGUGGAACCUUGGACUGGGCCGCAGCGUGGACCAUAUCUAGAACAGGACCGAAGUACAGUGAUUGAUACCGGGAACAGUGGUGCGAGCGGCUUGACUGUCCCUGCUAGUGCAGUCGGCCAUGAUGCGGAUAUCUUAGAGGCUGCUCACCUGCUUCUGCCAGGCAACUAUCGACAUGCUGCCCCUCCAGCCCAGCCACUGCCGUAUUUACCCGAAGAUCUGAAUCACUUUCAGGACUUUACGCACUUUCUGGACUCAAUCGGUCUGCCGUCGGAGUGGGUUCCGGCCUUUGGUGACAUCCCUCAGAUCCACAACUCCUUGUCCGCCGAGGCUCCAGAGUUUAGCAGGAAUACCAGAGAGCAACAUGAGCCGCCUCGCCCUCACCAGACAGACCGGUCGCGAGCCGACUCGCCCUUCCGGACGUGGCUCCCAUCUGUACCUCCCGCGGAUCAGAGUCUGGGGUCUGUGUCUGACUACGAGCCUCCUCAGAUUUCCAGAAACCCUUCGCCGUUGAAAGUCACCGAAGAGCAAAGACAGCGUCUUGCCAAUUCCUUAGAAGAGUACCGAUAUCUCAUUCAAGAUUUUGUCCUACCUUCACGACACACUUUAACCCGAUAUCUUACCUCUUUUUUCGCUGGCUUUCAUACGCAUCUCCCUUUUAUACAUGUACCGACCUUGCGGAUCAAUAGUCGAGCUCCAGAGCUCAUACUAGCCUUUAUGACAAUAGGGGCCCAGUAUCGUUUCGAACAUCGCAAUGCGCAGCGGCUUUUUCAUGCAGCCAAGUCGAUAGUACUAUAUAAGCUGUCGAAGGAAUCGAAUUCACCGUCGCUAAAUGCUGUUAUUCAGAUACCUCUAAACAGCAUUCGGGACUCAUCUCAGCGGCCAGGUCGAGACCCAUCGCUAUCGCCGUCAGAAUUUGCUGCAGGGAUGAAUGCGUGGAGGCAAAUAGAGAAUAUUCGAACUCUGCUGGUAUUGAUGGGAUACUCGACAUGGGAAACGGCCGAGCUGGUUCAAGAGGCCUUCGGUCUGCAAACCUUGCUCGUGCGGUGUUUGCGCGAGUUCGGCUUGAUGGAAAACAUUAUAGUUGCUCCGAGGCAUUCCCCCUUGCAGUGGCAUGAGUGGGCCGAAGAGGAAUCCAUCAGGCGCACUCGAUGCAUCUCUUUCUGCUUUGUUCAUGUUCAUAGCAUAGCAUACAACAUCUACCCAGUGCUUCGCAGCAGCGAGGUUCACCUGCGCCUACCAUGCUCUACAAAGGAAUGGAAAGCCGCUACUGUCCACGACUGGGAAGAUGCCCAAAAGGAGGUAGGGUCUCAACAGCUAUUUUUCCAGGAUGCGUUGGGGCUCUUGUUGCAGCAGUCACGGACUCCUGUCCUCCUGGACCCAAUCCCUGCACCAUUGGGAAACUACAUUCUGCUCCAUGGUCUCCUUCAGCGUAUCCAUCUGGUCAGUGAGCUGUCUAUACCGAAUGGAGACCAUUCAUUUUCCCUCCCAACAGAGGAACUCAAUAAGCUCGAGAGAGCCCUGCGAUCAUGGACUUCUGUUUGGCAGCAAGCACCGGAAUCAAGUCUGGACCCGCAUAAUGAGAAUGGACCUAUUCCGUUCACAUCAAGCUCGCUUUUAGGACUUGCUUACGUUCGCCUGUCUCUUAAUCUUGGGCCUCAUCGCCAACUGGAGACACGAGAUCCAUACCGCAUUGCCACUGCAAUGCACAGAUCGCCACGGCCAGGGAGGAGUUAUAGACUUACCCCUGCAUUGAUAUAUUCAGCACACGCAUUGAGUAUUCCCGUACGGUUAGGGAUAGAUCAUGUUGCGCGCAGUCAGGCUUUCUUUUGGAGCGUCCGCCACUCAAUUGCCAGUCUAGAGUGCGCUGUUCUUCUUAGCAAGUGGCUUAUGUCACUGGCCGAAACUGGCAAUCAAGCCUUAAGUGAAAAUGAAACCCGAAUCUUGCAUUGGACGCGAUGCAUUGUGCAAGAGGCGUACGAGUCGAUGGAUCUGGAAGAAGGUGAAACGUUCCCCAGCCAGGAUCCCAGCAGCCUCGGCCUCGCUGUCAUAAAGCUCUGGGCUCGUCUGUUCCGAAAGAACACACAAUGGCCCUUCAUAAAUGUACUUGGUCAGAGUCUAGACAGGUAUCUUGCCCUGAUUCAACCAGGCUAA